GCGCUCCGGAGGGCAAGCAGGGUAAAGCGCUGAGGCUGCGGACCCUGACACCCGUCUUGCGUUCAACGGAUCCCCGACCGAUCGAUUAUUCAGCUUCGCUAGCUUCGCUGUUGUAGGCGCCUCUGUACAGCUGCAUCAGGGUCACAGCCUCUGCCGCAGCGCGCGCGCGAGAUGCGCCGCAUGGCCCUCCUAUCUCUCGCGACGGCGGCGCGCGCCCUGUCCUCAACCGCGCGCCGCGCCGCCAAGCCGAGCGCCGCCAAGCCGAGCGCCGCCAAGCCCAAGGUCCUACGACAGAAGCAACCCCCCGGCGUCUUUGAUGUGGGGAGCCUAGACAGACAAGCUCUAGAGACCUUUGUGGUGGAUGACCUCAAGCAGCCGAAGUUUAGGGCAAAACAGUUAAGGGAGUGGAUCUACGACAAGGGCAUUGAUGAUUUUACGAACAUGACGAACCUCCCGGCGAAGUGGAGAACUGACAUGAGCGAAAGAGGACUCACCAUAGGAGGCACGAUCGCUGGUACGAGAGCAGAACAAAUAUCUCAGAGGGACGGUACGAUUAAACGAGCGUAUGAACUGAGAGAUGGUUCUGUCAUCGAGUCCGUGCUCAUGCCGUACAACGAUGGAAGAAGGACGGCCUGCAUCUCGAGCCAGGCGGGCUGCGGCAUGGGCUGCACGUUCUGCGCGACGGGCCAGAUGGGCUUUUCAAGGCACUUGACGGCCGCGGAGAUCUUCGAGCAGGCUUCUAGAUUCUCGCGAGAAUUGCGGCGACGAGGCGAAAGGCUGUCGAACGUGGUAUUUAUGGGCAUGGGCGAGCCGCUGGCCAACUACAACAACGUCAUAGAGGCGGCGAGGCGGAUCCACGACGAGUUGGGGGUUGGUGCUAGGCAUAUUACGAUCUCGACUGUGGGGUUAGCUCGGGGGAUUGAAAAACUGGCCGACGAUCCGUUACCCGUCACUCUAGCUGUCUCGUUACACCAAGCGGAUGAUGAGAGUAGAUCAGCAAUCAUGCCCGUCAAUAAAAGGUAUGACCUCGAGACUCUAUUAUCAUCGAUAAACAACUACCAGAGGAAGACGAAGAGGCGCGUGACCUUCGAGUGGGCCGCUAUUCAAGGUGAGAACGACGACGAGCAGGCGGCCCGUAAAUUAGGAAAGCUCCUGAAGCGGCAUUCCGUGAAAGAUGCGCAUGUCAACGUGAUACCCCUGAAUCCUACCAAAGGUUUUUCCGGCAAGAAGUCGUCGAACGUCGAUACGUUCUGCAGAACAUUACAGGACGAGUUUAGGAUCAGCGCGACGCCGCGCGUGCGCCGCGGGAUUGACAUCGACGCGGGCUGCGGCCAGCUCACGACGGCGCUGGAAGAGGGGACCUAAGAGUGUGUAUA
This is a messenger RNA of Pelagomonas calceolata, 1376 nucleotides long. The record is from the annotation of a GenBank genome assembly. NCBI's taxonomy places the organism in Eukaryota, Pelagophyceae, Pelagomonadales, Pelagomonadaceae.